UUGGGAGCGGAGCAGCGCGCCCGUCUCGUCCCGCGUGUCCUGCCCAGCCCAGCCGUGCCGGUGUGGGGGUCCGGAGCGGCUUCCCCGUGUCCUGCCCAGCCGUGCCGGGUAAAAGGACACAGAAAAGAAGAUGGACUGGGGAACUCUGCAGGCUGUUUUGGGAGGUGUAAAUAAGCACUCCACUAGUAUCGGGAAGAUAUGGCUCACAGUACUCUUCAUCUUCCGUAUCAUGAUCCUGGUUGUGGCUGCAGAGAGAGUCUGGGGAGAUGAACAACAAGAUUUUGUCUGCAACACACUUCAGCCUGGCUGCAGAAAUGUUUGCUAUGAUCACUUUUUCCCCAUCUCUCACAUCAGACUCUGGGCCCUGCAGCUGAUCUUUGUCUCCACACCUGCGCUGCUGGUGGCCAUGCAUGUGGCUUACACCAGGCAUGAGAAGAAAAGGCGGUUCAGAAAUGGUGAGAAAAUUGAUAUUGAAGAGCUAAAAAAUGAAAAGAUUCACAUUCGGGGCCCCCUGUGGUGGACAUACACCAGCAGCAUCUUCUUCAGGAUCGUCUUUGAAGCCGUCUUCAUGUACGUCUUCUAUUACAUGUACGAUGGUUACCAGAUGCCCCGCCUGGUGAAGUGUGAAGCUUGGCCCUGCCCCAACACCGUGGAUUGUUUUGUGUCUCGGCCCACUGAGAAAACCACAUUUACUAUUUUCAUGCUUGCUGUGUCUGGGAUCUGCAUGAUGUUGAAUCUGGCUGAGUUGUGCUACCUAGUGAUAAAAAUUUGCAUGAAAGAAUCCAGGAAAACAACAGUUUUGAAAUAAGUCCCCAGUUUCAGGAUUUACUGGCUCCCCAUUUCCCUUAAACUUUUUUAGGUGUAACAAAACAAUAAACAAUAUUUUCACACUCAAGGAAAAGGAUAAAAAAAAUGAAUGUGCUUUUGUGUUUUAAAACUGAUAGCCUCCCCGGGAAGCCGAUUCUGAAGCAGGUUUUAAAGAUCAUAAGCUAAUUCAGUAUUCCUGCAUCUGCAAUUAGAGAGAGCAGUUUUCUGGUACCAGCUUCUCUAAGUAUGCCUGCUGCUCGGAUCCUAUUGUUGGGACAGUUAACUCUUCAAACAGUGGGAGUGGAAAGGACCAGAGAAGGCUCUAGUGCCCAGAGGAGAUCUAGUAAUCACGAAAACCCUGUGUUGGCUCAGGCAAAAUAAUAUCAAAGGUUUUUGGUUAAAAGUGGGGUAAAGGAUUGUUUUGGGGCACAUCACAUCUGGAGAGCACAAAAAUGGUGUAGAACCACAGGUACUCUGGCAGUGCAUAUCAGCUUUUCUGGGCACUAACAUGUUUUUUUCUUCUCCUUGCCUGAGAAGUAUUUCCUUAAGGGCUGGGGGUGGUAAGUCUCAACAGCCCGUCAACGCCAUUAGGUCAAUGCUGCCUCCCCACAGUCACAGAGACUACACCAGUGGGAGGAAUGAAGUUCAUUUUCAUUCUCUAGAUCAGAUGAGAAAAAGGAUUGUCACUUCUGGGUGAGUGAAGGCAGUGCAACAGUCUUCCUCCUUCUCUUGUUCUCCCCCAAUAUGUUGUGAGAUAUCUCAGUACAGUAGACUUUACCUGAUGGAGAGACAUUUUACCACCUGUGCCUCACUCAGCUAUAUACUUUUAAAACUUUUUUUUUUCCAAUAAAACCAAGAAAAAAACCUUUCUUCAUUAUUUUGGUUAUCCAAAGGAAGUGCUUCAACUUGCAGCAUGAUAUCCAGUGCUCCUUUCAUUGCUCUUUUUUUUUCUAUGUGGCCUGCACAGCUUUACUUCAUAAAACCUUCUCCCUAUCUGAGGUACCUUUCAAAUGAGUUGAGCAAACCACUCCCAGUCUCUGACAUUCCACAUUGUGAGAUUAAAUCACCAUUCCUUUUCUUAGAGUUGGUCUAGCAGGAAUUACAGACAGCUUGCAGAGCUAAAAUAGUAAAGGGACCCAAUCAGAAAUGAGGAGGAACUUGAUCUUUUUCUUGAAGUUCACUCUGCUGUGCUCUAAAUUGUAUAUUACUUAUUUGAAGUACUAUAUGAGUCAGUCUAGUCUUGUCUCAAAGUAGUCUCAAAAAGUGUUUUAUGCCUGUAAUGGGCAGUAUCUGGCAUAUUAGGGCAACACAGUUUAUCUCCCAAGUGCCUGCCCAUUGAACCCACUUCUAGAAAACUGGCUGUUUCUCCUUAGCUUUAAUAACUGGCUUUUCCCCAAAAUGAAUGAGCAUUAUCUCAGCUUCUCUAUUUGAAUUUAUCUUUUACUGUACAUUUAAGUUUGUCACUGUUGGAGUAAACAAAGCUUCAUUAAUUAAGAGCCAUGACCCUUCACUGUGCACUGAAAGUUGAUCAUAAACGGGCUUCCCUUGCUUGUGAGCUACAUCCAGUGUUACAACUUGACUGCAGAUGGAAAUCUGUCAUCUAAGAGGGAAGCAAGAAAACCAUAAAAACACCAUCCUCAGAACCAUGAAAAAAAUAUAGAAGGUCAUUCAUAAUGAGCUGGACUGGAAACUUGGACUAUGAAAACAUCCUUAAUUCAACUCCAAAGAACACAGUUUGGCACAUACCAGGUUUGUGCUUGAUAGAGUUCCUGCAUUGUUCCAUGUACAAGUAUGGAGAGAGCAAACUAGUCCCUGUGCUCUAGUAUUACAUUUCUUUUGUAACAAGUUUUUUUUUCUCCCUGAAAUUAUGGUUAAAGCAUUUCUGUGGUGUCUGUUUUCUGUAUUGUACGUGCUGUGUGUUACUUAUUGUGUCUAAUGAAAAAUGUUACUUAAUGUGCCAUAAUGGAAAAUGUAUACACCGAUACUCUACUCAGUAGCCAAGGGUUAGUGUAAGGAUUUUAGCCUUCUGCUGCAGGUUGGUGUUUCCACUGGUUACACUGCCUGUUACCCUGAGGUUUCCUGAGCUCAUAGUGGAAGGUCACAUAUGUGCUCCACUUGAAAUCAAAUAUGCUGCCUAAGAUAGCCCUGCAGCUAGAAAAGGCCAGUGAUAAACUUAACCAUAGGGAAAGAGUUUGUUUUCUCUGCCUGCCUUUGAAUUCAGAUGGAACUUGAAAUGAGACACACCAAAACUGUUAACACUAACACUAGGAAGUUAUCUUCAACUAGUAGCUUGGCAACCAGGUUAUCAGGAAAAAAAGAAAUACAACUGGGGAAAGUGUUUGGAUGUAGCCAAGACAGGGCUUUGAUCCAGAGGUGCAGCAUCAGGCAAUGAUAGCUCUGAGAUCUGUAUAUAUUUAAUUUGACUGAAUAGCUGCUUUAUAUGUGAAAAAAAAAUCAGAUACAUUAUAGGAACAUUGGAAUUGCACUUAUUUCUACAUGUGCUACAUUGCAUAGCUGACCUUCUACAGAUG
Pseudopodoces humilis (Tibetan ground-tit) is the source of this 3338-nucleotide messenger RNA. Its product is annotated as gap junction beta-2 protein. Gene Ontology annotation, biological process: gap junction-mediated intercellular transport; cell-cell signaling. Gene Ontology annotation, cellular component: connexin complex. The record is from RefSeq and is a predicted model, not a curated record. NCBI's taxonomy places the organism in Eukaryota, Metazoa, Chordata, Aves, Passeriformes, Paridae. Gene Ontology annotation, molecular function: gap junction channel activity.